This is a messenger RNA of Chelonia mydas (Green sea turtle), 3557 nucleotides long. It is a transcript of the gene HOXC8, whose product is annotated as homeobox C8. The record is from RefSeq and is a predicted model, not a curated record. Gene Ontology annotation, biological process: regulation of transcription by RNA polymerase II. Gene Ontology annotation, molecular function: DNA-binding transcription factor activity, RNA polymerase II-specific; RNA polymerase II transcription regulatory region sequence-specific DNA binding. Gene Ontology annotation, cellular component: nucleus. The coding region runs from base 1472 to 2200 and encodes 242 amino acids. The transcript is spliced from 2 exons. Lineage: Eukaryota; Metazoa; Chordata; Testudines; Cheloniidae.
GAAAACGCUGACAGUUAAUAUCACUCCAUAAUUUAUAGAUGUGACUUUGAUUUUUUUUCACUUUUAAAAAGCUGCAGAACAGCACAGGAAAGAUUAAUUUGCAGCCCUUUUUCCCCUCAAAAUUUUAAGAGGAAGACCGCUGGCUUAUGCUAUAUUUAAUGGUCUGAGUUCCUUAAUGCUGUCAUAAAAUGAAGUGUCUCAAGUGAAAGGUUUCAAUGAAUGGUCAUUCACAGUGAAGAGAAACUAGAGGAGGAAAUAGGUGCUUUAGCAGCAUCUGUAAAAUUAAAACAUGGAAACAACUGUCUGUGAUUUAGAAACAUGUCGAUUUUUAAAGGCAACCCUAACCACACACAGACACACAGAUACACACGCAGAGAUACCCAUACAAAAGAGAGUUCAUACUUUCUGUCCCAUUUUCCCUCUCUUUCUUCAAAAGUAGCUUUCUUAAAUGCAUUGUUUACUUUAUUUCCUUGAAAUGAUGCUUUCCUGUUAUUUUCAGCGCUGGGUUUUCAAUGGUUGGUCCAAAAGGAAGAGGAAAAAAAAAAUCCCAGACUCUUCAUUCAUUUAUUUAUUUAUUUUUAAAAUAGGACAACAAUAACCAACCAAUCAAACCAAUUGUCUCCUAUAGGGGCAGCUUCUCUUUUUGUUGUGUUUGUUUGUUUGUUCCAUUUCGAUUUUUCAACAACAACAACAAACAACAACAACAAAAAUCGGAAGAAGGGAUGCCACGAGCUGAAUAGGCUGCCGACUCAUAACCCCACAGGCGUAGAGUCAGAAGAGAAGAGACGAAAACCUCACUGUAAAUGCGUAACCAACACUCAGUUGGUUUCCUGUUUGUCUUUAAACCCCAUCAAAAUAUCGCCAAGAAAAUAAUAUUUCUAUUGACACCGAAUUGGUCUGGCUGGCGUUUCUUUUACCUGUUGAGGUUACCUAAAUUGACCUCGCUGGCGCAUGUAUUUGCUGAGAUAAGUGAAGAGGCUCGCUUGCAAAAAAUCACCUAAGGAUAUUAAUGCGCACCUUUCAUAACCCUCCUUCAUUCAUUAGAUAUGUUUUUCCCCCUUCCCUUCUGAAGGCUGGUUUUUCCACGUACCCUUCACCCCCUUCAAGACCCCCCAAAUCCUUGUCAUUUUCUUUCUAGCCUGUCUUGGUGUGGAAGAGUGAUGAGUACAAAUCGCGUGUGAAAGCGCCACACCAUCGGGAUUUUGAGGAAUUUGCCUAUGGUGUUAAAGGGAAGGAGCAACUUACAGACAAACUGAGAGAGAGCUCUACCUACCGACAGAUACAAGAGAAGUCAAGAGCAUUAAGAGGCAUAAAGCAGCCGUAUACACACUCAGGCACUAUGAAACGUCUUUGAGAGCUCAUUAAAAAAAAAAAAAAAAAGCCACAAAACUCAGGACUUUAUACAGUCCAGGGAGAGCCUAGCACUAAUCUCUUAGAAUUAAAGACUUUUUUUUUUUUUCAUGCGAAAGUCAUGAGUUCCUACUUUGUAAAUCCUCUUUUUUCCAAGUACAAAGGCGGUGAAUCGCUGGAACCAACUUACUACGACUGCAGAUUUCCACAAAGUGUAAGCAGGAGCCAUGCUCUGGUUUAUGGUCCGGGCGCUACCGCUCCCAGCUUCCAACACCCUUCACACCAUGUCCAAGAGUUUUUCCACCACGGAACCUCCAGCAUCUCUAACUCUGGAUACCAGCAAAACCCAUGCGCCUUGGCGUGUCACGGAGACGCGUCUAAAUUCUAUGGAUAUGAAGCUCUACCAAGGCAGUCGCUUUAUGGUGCCCAGCAAGAGGCGACCGUUGUACAAUAUCCUGACUGUAAAUCGUCUUCCAACAGUAACUCUAGCGAGGGACAAGGCCAUUUAAAUCAAAAUUCGUCUCCCAGUCUCAUGUUCCCAUGGAUGAGACCACACGCUCCCGGAAGGCGCAGUGGCAGGCAGACUUACAGCCGGUAUCAGACCCUGGAGCUAGAAAAAGAGUUCCUCUUCAACCCUUAUUUGACACGGAAGCGGCGGAUUGAGGUCUCUCACGCCCUGGGACUGACGGAGAGGCAAGUGAAGAUAUGGUUCCAAAACAGGAGAAUGAAAUGGAAAAAAGAAAACAACAAAGACAAGCUCCCGGGGGUCAGGGACGAAGAGAAAACCGAGGAAGAAGGGAAUGAAGAAGAGGAAAAAGAAGAGGAGGAAAAAGAAGAAAGCAAGGACUGAUUUCUCAGCUCCUUGAAGUCUCGUUUUAUGGCAGAUGAUAAAUCGAGAUGUUUACGACGGUCAUUUGCUUUUAUAGAGUAUAGAAUGGAGAGCCUCACACAGCAGUAACUACCUGUCAAAGAGUUCUAGCCUUUUUUAUUGUCAUAGAACAACUUCCCCUACUUUUUUCUGUAUAUAUAUAUAUAUAUAUAUAUAUAUAUAUAUAUAUAUAUAUAUAUAUAUAUAUAGCGGCAUUUUUGGUUUCAUAAAUAUAUAGUUGGCUUUACUACAACAGCAGGAGGGGGGAAAAAACAACACAAAACAAUCAUUGAAGCAAAUGCCACAUCUCCAAACAGUAGAUUCUCCCCUACUCCCACUUCUAUCUGUCUAGAUAAAGAUAUAUAGAUAGAUAUAUAAAUGUAUGCAUCUUAUGUAUUCGUUUUAAUAGGUUUGAAUAGUAUUUCUUCUCUACCUUGGUUUUCCCCAUUCAUGACCCAAGGGGAAGUAUGAUAUUGCUUUCUGCUAGUCUUAGCUUUUUAAAAAUAUCUAUAUAUCUAUGUAUCUUCAGUGCUAAUACCCAGUUAUCAUUUAACUUUUAGCUGCCUGUCUGAAUUGGAAGAUUGGAGGAUGACCAUAGGUGAUACCACGCACAUAUUAGCUAUAUAUGAAUAUAUCUGUAUGUAGAUAAUACCUAUACGCCUAUGUCUCGGUAGGCCAAAACAUGAAGGCUAAGAGCCUAACAUUUCAUGAUUUAUAUAGGCACUGUUUACCAUUUCACUGUGUGAGCACUCGAAAUUCUUAAUAUACUACCUAAAGGGAAACCUGCAAUAAUAAUCAAAUCUAUUAUCAACAAGGGGCUUACAUAUCCUAAAUUUUACUUGGUCAGAAUUUAUUAAAGGAAAAGAGCGAGCGAGCUGCGUUUUGCCCUGAUGCAAGCUACUAAGUAGCAUAAAAUAAAAUGAUAAUAAUAAAAAAAACUUGUAAUGUACUUUUCACUACCUAUAGAAGGAGUCAUGCUUUCAAAGUAUUUGUAAUGCGGUUUUGUUGUAUUUGUUGCUGCUUAUUUUCUUGGAAAAAAAAUUUCCCAACAACUGAAACUGCCUAGUUGAGAACGCACAGUAUUGUAUUAUUUUAUUGUGCUUAUAAAGUAGUGUAGAACUAAAUUGCACUGAAUGUAUAGUUAUCUAUUUGUCUUGACUUAUCUGUUAAUGCAACAUGCUCGAAAAAAAAAGUCAUUUGUUUUAUGUAAAAGCAUAGUUCUGCGUGUUCAAACUCUGAAUGUAGCAAUUUCUGCCAGAAGCCAAUUUCUGGACACCGUGGAUUUGUAUUGUAUACGUGAGACAUUACGUAAAUAAAUAAAUAAUAAUAAUUAAAAAAA